AUGGAGGGUGAAGAUAUGUCAGAGGCAAGUGCAGGGAUGCAUUGUUACGAGUCGGAGGAGCUAGAUUCUAUUGCAAGUGAUGAUGAAGACGGUCAGCAUGCAGCAUUUCCUCAAGCGAAUCCAGAUGCUCCAGUAAGGGAAGUAAGGUUGGAGGUUGGCAUGGAGUUUGAAAAUCUGGACCAUUUCAAGAAGGCAGUUAAGAAGUUCAACAUCAACAUAGGGCGAAGCAUAUUCUUUCCAAGAGUGGAUUCAACUAGGUGCAAGGCCAUAUGUUAUGAUGAGAGUUGUCCAUGGCAGAUAUACUGUGCAAAACGGUCAUUUCCAUUAAGCUUUCAGGUGAAAACGUUUGUGAAUGAGCAUACCUGCAGCAGAGUUAAUAAGAAUAAAUCUGCAGAUGGUAAAUGGGUUGUAGAGGAGCUUGAGGACAAGAUCCGUGAUCAUCCAGACAUGACUCAAAGGCAGGCACAAGAUUUUUUCAAAAAGGAGUAUGACGUGAUUGUGAAUGAAAGGAAGAUAUACAGGGCCAUGGUGAAGGCCAAAGAACGAAUAGAGGGCUCAGAAAUAGCUCAGUAUGCAGUUCUUAGGGACUAUGCUAAUGAAAUUAUGAGGACCAACCCUGGCUCCACUGUGAGGAUUAGUACUGAUUUUGUUGAAGGGACUGGGCAUAAGUUCAAAAGGAUAUAUAUAUGCUUGGAAGGGUGUAAAAAGGGUUUUUCGAGUGGCUGCAGGCCCUUUAUAGGGUUAGAUGGAACUUUUCUAAAGGGAUACUACCCUGGCCAGUUAUUGACUGCAAUUGGUCAUGAUGCCAACAACCACAUAUACCCUAUAUCGUAUGCUGUUGUAGAAUGUGAAUGCAAGGAUAGUUGGAAGUGGUUUCUCGAACUCCUACAAGAAGACUUAGGUGACGCUGCAAUCAAUGGAAUCAACUUCAUGUCAGACAUGCAGAAGGGCCUCAUCCCUGCUAUGCGUGAAGUGAAUCCAGGAGCACAUCACAGAUUUUGUGCUAUGCACAUUUGGCAGAACUUUAGAAAACAGUGGGGGGAUACAGAAUUAAAAAUUGCUAUGUGGAGAUGUGCCAAGGCCACAACCUCCCAAGAGUUCAAUGCUGUACUGGAUAGGAUCAAACGGGUUAAUCCCCAUGCUUGGAAUUAUCUAAACAGGAUCCCUACAAGUCAAUGGAGUAGGAGUGGUUUCAGUGAAUACCCAAAGUCUGACAACUACACGAACAACAAUUGUGAAUCAUUCAACUCUAGGAUAAAGAAAAUGAGAGGGAAGCCUAUUAUAACUAUGCUGGAAGAGGUGAGGUGUUAUAUGAUAAGCAUAAUUGCAAGAAACAAGAAGGCGUUGGUGGGAUAUAAUGGAGUAAUCACUCCUGUGCAGCAGAGUAGGCUGGAAAAAGAGAAAAGGGAGAGCAACAAGUGGCGGCCUUUUCCCACCGGAGAUGAUCCUGGUAAUGUGUAUGAAGUACAGUGCCUGCCACAUAAGAUUAUGGUGGAUAUAGAAAAGAGGACUUGUUCCUGCUAG
Messenger RNA from Arachis duranensis, 1524 nucleotides. RefSeq lists its product as uncharacterized. The transcript is spliced from 2 exons. The record is from RefSeq and is a predicted model, not a curated record. NCBI's taxonomy places the organism in Eukaryota, Viridiplantae, Streptophyta, Magnoliopsida, Fabales, Fabaceae. The coding region runs from base 1 to 1524 and encodes 507 amino acids.